UGAGAGGGCUCUGGCGUGACAUCAUAUCCUGGAUAAUCCAUUCUGCUAUGACGUGACAUAUUAUUUGAAUAAAUCACUAUCCAGUUGCGCACGUGGCAUACCUGUACAUGUGUCUGGAUAAUGAACUUUGCCGUGACGUGACAUAUUUGGAUAAAUCUCUGUCCAGUAGCGUACCUGGCAUACCUGUAUAUGUAUUUAUCUGGAUAAUGAACAUUGUCGUGACUUGACAGGACAUAUUUGGAUAAAUCACUAUCUAGCGGCGUACGUGGCACACCUGUACAUGUAUCUGGAUAAUGUACAACGCCGUGACGUGAGGUUUGUGUACUCGGUAUUCGGAGUGAGUACCUCUCCACGACGUGACAUCCUCAGAUAAUGUACAGUAUUCAGCUGUGUUGUGAUAUUCUACUUGGAUAAUGUACUUUGCUGUAGUAGCGAAGAGUGAUACUUCGGGGGAUGGCGAUAAAGAGGCCGAGGAAGAGAAAAAGACCAAUUCUAACGAUGAGCCCUGGAAACAAAGUAUCAGCUGCAACCGGAGGACAACGUGUGGGCGUUUCUCUAUGACAUGUGGACACGCACUGGCUCCACCCUCUCCUUCAUUCUCCGCUACAAGGAUACCUUGACCAGCUGGCCGCCCCCCGGACUACAGGCUCGCCGACAGCAGAUGAGGACGCCGCAAGGACGGGAUUCACACACAGCGCCUUCCGCUCAGCAGCUGCCUGGCGGUGACCUGACACUGGCCGAGCUGCAGGAGAUGUCCACCCGGCAGCAGCAACAGAUGGAAGCCCAGCAGCAGGUUCUGGUGGCCAAAGAGCAGCGCCUCAAGUACCUCCGCCAGCACGAGUCCCUGCACGCGCAGCGCGUGGCUCACAAUGAGCAGCUCCGCCGUGCCACGGAGCGCGUGGAGAACCAGGAGAUGAAGCUCCGCAAGCUGAGGGCGCUCCGGGGGCAGGCUGAGCAGUACAGGCACAACAACGGACAGCUCACAAGCGAGUUGGAGGCUGUACGGGCUGUGUUCAAUGAGAAGGAGAAGGAACUAGCUAUGGCCGUGGCCCGCGUGGAUCAGCUGACCAGACAGCUUCAGGAGCUGCGCAACAGCAGCGCUCACGGCGGGGGCAACAACAAGACAGCCGCCGCACUAGAGCUGGAGAAACUCAGGAAUGAGCUGUUGAUCCGGAACAAGCUGAAUGAGCAGCAGACUCAGGCUAUUGCAGCCAAGGAAAAAUUGCUGAGUCAGCGCAGGGAGGAGGUGACCCGCAUGGACGCUCGGAUUCACGAACUGCAGCAGCGCCUCAAAAAGAGGCGGAGCCAGGAGCAGCAGUCAGCCAAUCAGAACACUUCGAAAAAACAGGCAGUUCCGGCAGCACCAGGGUCCCACUCCCACCAUCACGGCGUUGGAGUGGGUGGGCCGAACGUGGCCACUGUAGAGCCGUACAUUCAGUACGCGCCACAGGAUGUCGUCAAAGACGAUUCGUUCACGAAAACUGGCGGCUUCCUCAAACAGGACCCGAAAUACCAGACGUUGCCGUCACACGUCAAGUUUGUCGUUCCUCCGGGCCGGGCCAGUGACAGCCAGCAGAAGCAGGUGGAAAUGAACAACAACAAUCAGCUGAUAGAGGAGUACCCGCUACCUACCGUUCUACCCGCCAACACCCACAACAAGAUGUCACAAAACCACCCAGCGGUGGUCGGCGGGAACAAUAAUAACAAUGAAAGUGGGAAGGCGAAUUUUAAUUACUCCAAAUCUAUGAGUGGUGAUGCCUCUAUUAGCAGUACAGGCGGGAACAAGCAGCCUAACGGGCAAAAACCAGCACCGCCUGUGGCAGUCAAACCUUUGGGGCCUGCCUCAAAACAACAGCACCAGCAGCAACUACAGCAGCAACAGCAGCUGCUACAGCAACAGCUCCUACUACAACAGCAGCAGCAACAGCAGCAGAAUCGAACUGUGAAACCUUCGGAUAAGCAAAGUAUUAUGGGAGUUCCCUCGUCUGCUAACGAACAUUCGUCUCACGCGAGACUCACAGACUCUCGUAGGGGUGGAGGGGGAAAUAACAACUCCCCUAGGGUGCCUGACUUAUCGCCAACACAGCCUGGCCAGUCGUCGUCCUAUCCUGUGAUCAGCAUCAAUGAGGAGGAGAGACAGGCGGGCAGUGGCCAGAGUUCUCCGGCCUCCAGCGAGGGUUCCGACUCUAGUGGGGGGAUACAGGUCCUUGACAAGGAUCAUGAGGUAAACACGUCAUCAAUCGGACCUGUGUCGGCCAUGAUAGAAAAGCUGAACCAGAAAACAGGACCUUCGGGUCGACCGUCACACCCCUCCUCAUCCGCAGCCCAUCCACCGCAGCCCGCACAACAAGCACACAGACAGGUGAAUGUCGCAGGGCCCAACAAUCACCACACGGCCAACAACAGCAAUUCCAACGUCCCUCCCUCGUCCCCCAGCCAAACAGACUUGUCAUCAUCGUCAAAACCUGUCAAUCACGACUCGAAUAGCUCCUCCCGCUCACCCACCGUAGCCCCGCCCACAUCACAAGGAGGAGGCUCCACCCCUCCCCAACAACACGCCCCUCACCUGAACCAGAAACCGGCUCCCACCUAUCGCUAUGCGUCCAAGAACCAGAUCGCCAACACCUACAUGGGCCGGCUGGGCAGUGCGGCCAUGGAGAAGUAUCAGCGUAAUCUGAACCUGCUGUACCGCAACCAGGACGCGCUGUCUGGCCGAGAUGCGCAGGCGGGAGAUCGUGUCGAUGGACACACACCUCCUGGUAUGCCUGCCGCUGCUGACGUUGGACCGGGGGGUGAAGGUCACCCUCAGUUUGGCGCUGUGGCGUCUCCCAACUAUCCAGAUAUCGCCUCGGACAAAGGGAGUUACAAGCUGAACACACCGAAGCACAUCCGGCGGCGACAUUCGGACAGCGAGAAUGAGGACCUGAACAAAGCCCUUCAGGAGCGGCAAGAGCUCGAACAGCAGAGACAGCAGCAGACAGGCGAACAGCAGCAGGACAGCAAGACUGUUGUCCCCAACGCCAAAACAGACACUGUGCAGUCAUCGUCAUCAUUAUCGUCAAACAAAGCAGAGUCACAAACACAUCCUGAUGGCAACAGCAAACCUGAGCACAACUCCACAAAAGACAAUAAGGCAGAGCCGAAAGUCCCCACAGCGCAGCAAGUUGAGAAGAAAGAGAGCCAACCUGUUCCUUCUAAUAAAGCUACCGAGGUAGUCAAGAGGAGGACCAAAAGUAAUUUGAAGAAAGACGGAGUUCGGCGUUCAACCAAUCGGGUCAGCUUUGAUCCUCUGGCCCUGUUGCUGGACGCCUCGUUGGAAGGGGAGCUGGAGCUUGUCAGAAAAGUGGCAGUGCAGGUGGAUGAUGUGAGCACCGCCAAUGAUGAAGGCAUUACGGCAUUACACAACGCCAUCUGUGCGGGCCACUACGAGAUCGUCAAGUUCCUAGUGGAGUUUGGCUGCGAUGUGAACUCGCCAGAUAGCGAUGGCUGGACCCCGCUACACUGUGCCGCCUCGUGCAACAACCUCCCUAUGGUGCGUUUCCUGGUGGAGCACGGCGCCUGUGUGUUCGCCACCACCAUCUCCGACCAGGAGACUGCGGCCGACAAGUGCGAGGAGGAGGAGGAUGGCUACGACAGCUGCUCAGAUUACCUCUACAGUAUCCAAGAAAAGCUGGGCAUCACCAACAGUGGCGAGGUCUACGCUGUCUUUGACUACCAGGCCACCAACGUCGACGAGCUGAGCUUUGUCAUAGGGGCCAGUUUGACGGUGCUGCGGAAGGGAGAUGAGAAAGAGAAGGAGUGGUGGUGGGCCAGGCUCUAUGGAAAGGAGGGCUACAUUCCUCGCAACCUCUUAGGGCUGUAUCCUCGAGUGAUAGGCCAAGCAAAAGUGUCGGAGUGCUGACAGCCGUGGUGUGGUGAGGUGAAAGUGGAGUGAGUGAAGUGGAACAGAACUAUGAAGAAAGUCGUGAGGGACGUUUUGAAUCUGAAUGAGUUUGGAGUUUGAACAUAUUUGGACUUUGCACCCACCUAGAGUGAAGGAUUCUGCCUGAACUGCAAGGUUUUUCAACAAAAUAAACCAUGUGAUGUGGAAAGCACAGUGUGGUUGUGAAAGCACUCUGACUGCUCCUGUUCGGCUCUGUUGGAGUAUUUAUUGCUGUGUCUGUGUGCAUCGAGGUUGCCAGUCUGGACACUUCAAGGUUGUGAGAUACUGGGGAUUAAGGCAGGAAACCUGAAACUCUGCAGCUUUUUAUUUUCGACAUCAGCAGAGAUCUUACCUCGCAGCCGUAAAUCUCCUGUUAGUUUUUUAAUCAUGUACAUUUAAUCGAUCGUGUAUUUCUCUGAGCUUUCUUUUCUCUUCAGAGAAAUGCAGGGUUGAGAAAAAAUGUAAUUUUUUAAAAUCUCUCUUCUGGAGAGAAUUAAAGAUACAGGGUGGUGUUGAUAGGUUACAAGAACGAGAAAGAGUGAGAGAUGAAAAAGAAUGUUCUUUUGUAUGAAAGUGAAAGUUGUCAGAGAAGCCUGUCAUCACAAACUCUUAUAAGAAAGUGUUGCUAAGUGAGUUAACCAUUUACCCUCCUUGUCGACCUACUAGGACAGACAAAAUGUGUUGAUGGUUUUCUUUGUUGGCAACUGUUUCAAUGUAGAUAGUCUAUCAUCUCAAUGUAAUAAAAUGAAGUAAUCAUUUGCCCUAACAUUAAGCAUUGACCUCGAACUAAGAAAAAUAAUUUCCUUUCACAGUACCCAUCCAUAUUUUUAAUCUAACUCGCGAUGAAUUCAAAAUUCUGGUAACUGAAUUUGGGAUGUGCAUCCAAUAUUCCAUUCCUCACAAGGACAUCACAAUCUCAAAUCCUUCUCUGUUUAGCUUAUUAGAUUCUAAACUAAAUGUAUGAAAACAAAAAAUGGGAGUAUCAACCAACAUAAACCUCCCACGAUAGCACCGUUUUCCUAAUUCUGAAUUUGUUUUCAAAUGAAUGAAAACAACAGAAGAAAACUGUAGGAAAAGAGAAACUUGACAACGAAGGGAUGAAACCAAGGCCUCCAUGUGCUUUCUUUCGACAUCAACAUGGAGACAGCAGGUUACUUACUGGCGCAGUGCGCUGGUGGAAGAGAUACAGUCAAAUUAAUUAAUUUAAUAGCUCAUCAUAUUCCCUGUCGCUCAAAACUAUCUGGAGUAGGACUUUCCUCCCCUCUUUCUUUUUGUACUUUGUUACAAUUUGUAGAAGAAAUAUUGAUGAAAUUGAAAUGUUUUUAACUUGGAAACCCAGUCGAUGUGGGCUGAUGUUGUGUCUCUGUGACUGUGAUUCUACUUAACUGCGACUGCUGCCGCUCUACAGAACUAGGAUUAAUCUAUAAUUUAUGAUGGUGUGUGUGUUUCCACCACCUGUUCCUUCUGUCCAUUGCAAUUUACUGUUCACUCGUCCUCACACACGCAAGUUUUGGACCUGUGUUUUACCUUGCUUCAGACUUACUUUCCCUCCAAAUGGAUGCGCUAUAUUUAUAAAUAAUAAUUAGCCCGGGCUCUACAAGGGCUCUGUGUCAGAUGCAUAGUUUAUAUUCGAUCUAGUGUCUGUGUAGUCUUUACAAAAACUCCUGAUGUUAAUUGUACAGUUUCCUGUUCUUUACCUAUGCAAAUGAGGGCAGUGCACUCUAAUAGGGCUAUGCACAUAAUUAUUCACAACUCUGACAUCAGUUUUACAUUUUAUAUAAUGUUGCAUGAAUAAAUUAUCUUUUAAAAUCUUA
Molecule: messenger RNA, 5736 nt
Organism: Aplysia californica (California sea hare)
Lineage: Eukaryota; Metazoa; Mollusca; Gastropoda; Aplysiida; Aplysiidae
Product: apoptosis-stimulating of p53 protein 1
Biological process (GO): regulation of apoptotic process
Cellular component (GO): nucleus
Molecular function (GO): p53 binding
Source: RefSeq, a predicted model, not a curated record